This is a messenger RNA of Clavispora lusitaniae ATCC 42720, 1059 nucleotides long. RefSeq lists its product as uncharacterized. NCBI's taxonomy places the organism in Eukaryota, Fungi, Ascomycota, Pichiomycetes, Serinales, Metschnikowiaceae. Gene Ontology annotation, cellular component: cytoplasm. The record is from RefSeq and is a predicted model, not a curated record. Gene Ontology annotation, molecular function: oxidoreductase activity.
AUGCCUCUUCCCAAAGUUUUAGUCAUAGGAUCGGGAGGAGUGGGCACGAUUGCUGCUCUUGCGUUAACACUCAACAAGAAAUGUGAAGUAACUUUGGUUGUUCGCUCUGACUACGAAAAAGUCAUCAAAAACGGUUAUACAAUCAUAUCCGCUACCUACGGCAAGAUCGACAACUGGAAACCGCAAAAUAUUGUACGAAGUGUUGAGGAAGCAGCAGAAAGUGCUGAGUAUGAUUUUGUUGUGGUCACAACGAAGAAUAUUCCUGACGGUCCCACGCCGUGUGAAGAAAUUGUCCGUCCGGCCAUAGUUGACGGAAAGACUGUGAUUGUUCUAAUUCAAAAUGGAAUUGAGAUUGAGAAACCAAUGAUACGUGAAUAUCCCCAUAGCACUGUGAUUUCUGGAAUAUCCUUGAUUGGAUCUGCCAAUCUUAAUGGUGUGAUCCACAACUCUCACAAAGACUCUAUUUUACUUAGCCCGUUUCACAAUCCUAAUGUACCGCAUGAAGUUUCCGAAGCUCAAACUAGGAAGUUCGGAGAAUUAUAUCAAAAUGAAGAUGAAAGCAUAAACAAGAUCCUUUAUGAAGAAAGUGCUGUGAAGUCUAGGUGGCAGAAGUUAGUUUACAACUGUGUUCUUAACACUGUGUGCACCAUUGCAGGGUUAGAUGUCAAUAGAUGCCAAAUCAAUGGGGCGAAUCUGGACAUAUUCGUUCCUGCAAUGAAUGAAGUCAUCGCUAUCGCUGCUAGUGAGGGGGUCGAAGUUGAUGGUAAGGACAUGUAUUUGCAUAUUGGAGAUGGAAAGUUCUAUUCUCCAUCCAUGUUGGUGGAUUCGAGGAAGAAACAACUAUUUGAAUUAGAGGUCAUAUUGGGAAACCCUUUAAGAGUGGCGAAAGCCAACGGUGUUUCCACCCCGAUCCUUUCUACAUUGUAUACGUUGUUGAAAAUGAUUCAAUUUAAGAUUAAGGAAGAAAAGGGCUUAAUCAAGAUCAAUGAAGAUGACUAUAAGGGUAAGAGUAGCGAUGACUACCCCCAGAUAUUUCAGCAAUUAUCAGGAACCAAAUAA